AUGGACACCAACGACGUCGUCAUCUCUGUCUCUCCGCCCCCGCACGCGUCUCCUAUCGACUCUUCCUCAUCCCUAUCUACCCUAUCUUCUUCACCAGUCUCUACUCUUUUCAUUGCACCCACUUUUGCCAUGUCUUCGCCUUCAACGGGCGCGUCAGAAGCAACACACCAUCACGACCGUAACUGUCCGAACCAUUCUUGUCUUUCUACUGACGCUCUUGCUUCCCCUCCAGAGCCACAGCCAAUGACGUUGGAUGAGCAACUUUUCUCGUGUGUGAAACACAACAAUUUGCCGCAGUUCGUGCAGCUCGUGGCUCAAUACGGCGACCAAGUCGCGCUUGAUGGACGUGAUGUUCAGGGCCAUACGAUCGCUCAUUGGGCAGCCCAGAGAGCUAGUGGAGCCUUUCUGCUGUAUUUGCACUCAGUCGGUGCUCCUAUUGACUGUCCAAGUGACGACGGUAGCGCUCAAUUGCAUCCAAUUCAUUGGGCCUGUGCAGCUGGCAACUUGGGUGCAUUAAAGGCACUGGUGCUGCAGCUUGGUGUUGAUAUUAACACAUGUGACGCACGGAAACAUCGCUCGCCACUGCUCGUGGCCGCACAGAACGGACACCCGUUGGUUGUGCUGUUCUGUGUGCGAAACGGAGCUGACGUGACACUAGUGGACGUGGAUGGAGAUACGGCUGUGCAUUGGGCGGCGUACAAAGGCGCGACAGAGAUUGUAGCAGUGUUUCAGCACCUUCAAGUCAAGUCUGAUGCACCCGACAAGUUUGGCCAGACGCCACUGCAUCUCGCAGCAAUGCGAGGAGAGUUACAGACGGUGCAGUUUCUUGUUGAGGUUUUGGAGGCAGAUGUUAAGGCACUGGAUGCAAAGGAACGAACGCCGAGGGACCUGGCGCAGCUGAAACACUUUCGUGAUGUUGCGCAGUAUUUGAAACAGCGAGAGCUGCGCGAUGCAGCGUGGAACAUUGCUGCCUUGACGUGGUGGUGUGAUUCCGGAAGCCGAGCGCCCUACCGCUUUACAGUACUUAAUGCGAUUGUUGUUUCGCUGGUGUAUCUCUUUUUUGUGCUGCCAGCCAUGCCAGACAGACGUAAUGUUAUGGUGCCGCAUUUGGUGUGGAAUGCAAUGACGUGGUACUUUUUCUAUCGAGCUGUAACCACCAGGCCAGGAAGUGCUCCUGCCGACGAUGAGAAGUAUGCGGUAGCGUACAAUGAGGUCACGGAAGCUCUCAUCUGUGGAAACGAUGACGAUGAUGAUGAAGAUAAACUUGAAGAAAGUGUCAGCGUCAGCGCUCGCGCUCAGCGUGAAUGUGUGGAUCGACCGCUGUGUCAUACGUGCCAUAUUCAGCGACCUUUGCGCUCAAAGCACUGCCGCGUUUGCAAGACUUGUGUUCCCGUCUUUGACCAUCACUGUCCUUUUGUAGACAAUUGCGUGGGACGCGAUAACUACGCAGCGUUCUUUUUGUUCGUUUCUUUCUUGUCUGUGGACCUGUUUGGAAUGGAGUAUGUGCUCUAUCUACUGUGGCUUUAUCAUCACGACAUGCGCGUCUUCGCAGUCUUGAGCAUGGUUUACCUCCUGCUUAUACUGCUUCCAGUGUCCCAGCUAAUGGGGCUCCACAUUUACCUCACAGUGCGCAAUCGUACCACGAACGAGUUGAUGAAUGCAGAUCGCUACCGUUUCCAGCGUGGUGGCCAAGGGCGUUCGUAUGACCGCGGCGUAUUUAAGAACGUGGGCGAGCGCUGCUUUGGGCUCGAGGGAGGAUAUAUUGAUGAUAAUGAUGACACCGAGGCGAAGGUCAAGUUGCUUGACAAGCAGCUCAGCUCUGUCAUCGUCUAG
Peronospora matthiolae is the source of this 1833-nucleotide messenger RNA. NCBI's taxonomy places the organism in Eukaryota, Oomycota, Peronosporomycetes, Peronosporales, Peronosporaceae. The record is from the annotation of a GenBank genome assembly.